Molecule: messenger RNA, 2403 nt
Organism: Passer montanus (Eurasian tree sparrow)
Lineage: Eukaryota; Metazoa; Chordata; Aves; Passeriformes; Passeridae
Gene: ABLIM3
Product: actin binding LIM protein family member 3
Exons: 23
Coding region: 295-2352 (685 amino acids)
Biological process (GO): lamellipodium assembly; cytoskeleton organization; cilium assembly
Cellular component (GO): actin cytoskeleton; stress fiber
Molecular function (GO): actin filament binding
Source: RefSeq, a predicted model, not a curated record
UCCGCGCUCCGCAGUGCAUGGCCGAGCUCCGGCCGGCCCCCGCCGCUCCCCCGGGACCCUCCCCCGGGCCGGUGUCGGCGCCGGCCCCCUCCCCGCCAGCCGUGACCUUGGCAUCCGCCGGCCGCGGGGACAGCCCUGGGGACAGCCGCCGUGGGAUGCGUUAGGCGGCGGAUCGCACGGGAAUAUUCUCCGGGGAGAAGGAGAGCGGCAGCCUCCUCCCGCGGCAGGAGAAGCGGGUUUGAAGAGCAUCUUCGCCCCUUUGUUGGGUGAGGAGGACGGGGAAGGAGCGGCAGGAUGAGCACGAGCACAGUUCCGUACCAGCAGAACCCCUACAGCCCUGGGAGCAGCUCCUCUGCCAUCCAGUGCUACCGCUGCGGGGACACCUGCAAGGGCGAGGUCGUGCGCGUGCAGAGCAACCACUUCCACAUCCGCUGCUUCACCUGCCAAGUGUGCGGCUGCGACCUGGCCCAGUCGGGCUUCUUCUUCAAGAACCAGGAGUACAUCUGCACCCACGACUACCAGCAGCUCUACGGGACCCGCUGUGACAGCUGCGGGGACUUCAUCACCGGCGAGGUCAUCUCUGCCCUGGGCAGGACCUACCACCCCAAGUGCUUCGUCUGCAGCACCUGCAGGAAGCCAUUCCCCAUCGGAGACAAGGUCACCUUCAGCGGCAAGGACUGCGUCUGCCAAAACUGCUCCCACGCCCUGCUCAGCACCAAGCCCAUCAAGAUCCACGGGCCCAGCCACUGCGCCGGCUGCAAGGAGGAGAUCAAGCAGGGCCAGUCUCUGCUGGCGCUGGAGAAGCAGUGGCACGUCAGCUGCUUCAAGUGCCAGACGUGCGGGGUCAUCCUCACCGGCGAGUACAUCAGCAAGGAUGGCAUCCCGUACUGCGAGUCCGACUACCACGCCCAGUUCGGCAUCAAGUGCGAGACCUGCGACCGCUACAUCAGCGGCCGCGUCCUGGAGGCAGGAGGGAAGCACUACCACCCCACGUGUGCCAGGUGUGUGCGCUGCCACCAGAUGUUCACAGAGGGAGAGGAGAUGUACCUGACAGGCUCUGAGGUGUGGCACCCCAUCUGCAAGCAGGCAGCCAGAGCAGAGAAGAAGCUGAAGCACAGGAGGACCUCAGAAACCUCCAUCUCGCCCCCCGGCUCCAGCAUCGGCUCCCCAAACCGUGUCAUCUGCGCUAAAGUGGAUAAUGAGAUCCUUAAUUACAAAGACCUGGCAGCUCUUCCCAAGAUUAAAGCCAUCUAUGAAGUGCAGCGUCCCGACCUCAUUUCCUACGAGCCCUACCACAGAUACACGUCGGACGAGACGCUGGAGAGAUAUAGCUAUGGGGAGUCCCUGGGGACCCUCUCCCCAUACUCUCAGGACAUCUACGAGAGCUUUGACCCGCGGCAGAGGCGAGCCUCCAGCCCCGGCUACAUCGACUCCCCCACCUACGGCCGCCAGGGCAUGUCCCCCACCAUGCCCAGGUCCCCCCACCAUUUCUACCGCUCAGGCACCGAGAGCGGGCGCAGCUCCCCCUACUAUAGCCAGUUAGAUGUGAGGUCCUCCACUCCAACCUCAUACCAAGCGCCCAAGCAUUUCCACAUCCCAGCUGCCGGCGAGAGUAACAUCUACAGGAAGCCGCCCAUCUACAAGCGCCACGACACCCCCUGUGCAGCCACCAAGAGCAAAACCAGCGAGGACAUCGCCCAGUCAUCCAAGUACAGCCCUGCCUACUCCCCUGACCCCUACUACCACUCCGAGUCCGAGUACUGGUCCUUCCAAGGCUCACCCAAAGCUCCCCGGGCCCGGAGGUUCUCGUCAGGUGGCGAGGAGGAUGGGUACGACCGGGGCAUGCACAAGAUCCAGAGUGGCAUCGGGAGGCUGAUCCUGAGGGAGGAGAUGAAGGCUCGCUCCAACUCCUACGCAGACCCCUGGACACCCCCUCGCAGCUCGGCCAGCAGCAGGGAGGCCCUGCACACAGUGGGCUACGAGGGCUCCCUCAAUGGCUCUCCCAGAACCCAUUACCUGGCCGACAGUGAUCCCCUCAUUUCCAAGUCGGCCUCCCUUCCUGCCUACAGGAGGAACGGGCUGCACAGGCCUCCCAGCGCCGAGCUGUUCCACUACGACAGCACCAACGCCGUCAACUGGGGCAUGCGAGAGUACAAGAUUUACCCCUACGAGCUGCUGCUGGUGAAGACGAGGGGGAGGAACCAGCUGCCCAAAGACGUGGACAGGACUCGGCUGGAGAGGCACCUGUCCCAGGAGGAAUUCUACCAGAUCUUCGGCAUGACCAUGGCCGAGUUCGACCGCCUGGCGCUGUGGAAGAGGAACGAGCUGAAGAAGCAGGCCCGGCUGUUUUAAACACAGUGCACUAUAAAUAUAUACAUACCUAUAAAUAUAUACAUAGAGAGA